This is a messenger RNA of Drosophila melanogaster (fruit fly), 448 nucleotides long. RefSeq lists its product as uncharacterized. The coding region runs from base 41 to 334 and encodes 97 amino acids. The transcript has 2 exons. NCBI's taxonomy places the organism in Eukaryota, Metazoa, Arthropoda, Insecta, Diptera, Drosophilidae. The record is from RefSeq and is marked reviewed.
AUUCCCACUCCCAUAGCUUUUCGAAUCGGUCGCUAGUGAAAUGAAGAAGCAUUUGGAAGUGUUCUUGGUCGUGGCAUUAGCUGCUCUAGCGGAAUUGCCAGGAGUUACAGCCUCGUCCGUGGAAAUACUGUCCCAUUGUGUCGCCUGUCCGGACGAAUUUAGGGGCAUGUUGGUCUGCGCCUUUAUCAACGGUUGCUACUUGGAAAUAGAAUACUGCUCCAUGGUGGUCUUCAACUGUGGACGCCAACAGCACCACAAACACUUGUUCCUAGUGGUAAACGAGGGCAAGUGCAAGCCAGUUCGGGGCUACAAAUGCGAGACCAUGGAUUUUUAAGUUCUGGCGGAGGUUCUCCGCAUUUAUUUAUUGAUGUAAUGAUUACAAUUUAAAGUGCUUAAUCUGAGGGAAAUGUGUGACGAUUAAAACUUGACAAUGUGUCCGGUGAAAUAG